This is a messenger RNA of Trichoplax adhaerens, 222 nucleotides long. RefSeq lists its product as uncharacterized. Gene Ontology annotation, cellular component: cytoplasm; nucleus. Lineage: Eukaryota; Metazoa; Placozoa; Uniplacotomia; Trichoplacea; Trichoplacidae. Gene Ontology annotation, molecular function: protein binding; protein tag activity. Gene Ontology annotation, biological process: protein modification process; mRNA splicing, via spliceosome. The record is from RefSeq and is a predicted model, not a curated record. The transcript is spliced from 4 exons. The coding region runs from base 1 to 222 and encodes 73 amino acids.
AUGAUUGAAAUCAUUUGCAACGAUCGACUUGGCAAGAAAGUACGAGUAAAGUGCAAUGAAAAUGAUACAAUUGGUGACUUGAAAAAGCUAAUAGCGGCGCAAACUGGUACAAAAUGGGACAAAAUUAUGCUUAAGAAAUGGUAUACAAUCUAUAAGGACCAUAUCACUGUAGGUGAUUAUGAAAUACGCGAUGGUAUGAAUUUGGAACUUUACUAUCAGUAG